GAAGCGUCAAAGCGUGUUGGAGCAAAGUGACAGCUUCUUUUGCCAUUCUUCUUUUUUUUUUUUAGCUGGGGAGGGCGACAGCGGCGACGGCGGUCCAAAAAACAAAAAAGGUUUGGUGUACUGUGACUGAGUGAAAGAGAGAGUAGUCAGUUUUUUCUCACAUCGCCGUCGUUAACACGUUCCGUCUCGCUCGCGCAGGUAAGCGGCGGCACUGGGCUCGGCCAAUCAGCGCGCGACUCUCUGUUCUCAAUUCACAUCCUCCGAAGAAGAAGAAAAAAAAACUGGCCAAUCAGCACGCGACGCUCUGUUCUCAAUUCACAUCCUCCGAAGAAGAAAAAGACCACAAAAAAAACAAAAAACGCGUGUGCGCGUGUUGGAGCUGUGGGCUGAGUCCCGGUGACAUCACGGGCCGUCUUUGAUAAAGCGCUGCUCCUCACCGGGUGGGAGGAAGAGAGAGAGAGAGAGGCAGAGACACGAGCAUCCACCUUUGACACGAAAGGCUGCAGCAGCGAGUCCUCUCCUCGGACGGAGCCCACGAGCCCCACUCAUGGACGUACGUUCCCCCAAGAGCGCGGCGAAGGAGCCCCGACCGGCGCGCUGCAGCGUCAAGCUGUUCGUCCUGUGCCACGGCCUCCUGCAGUUCUCUCAGCUGCUGUACAGCGCUUACUUCAAGAGUACCAUCACCACGAUCGAGAGACGCUAUGGCCUCAGUAGCUACUCCUCGGGAACCAUUUCCUCUCUCCACGAGAUCAGUAACAGUGUGCUGAUCGUGUUCGUGAGCUACUUCGGGAACCGGGUUCACCGUCCUCGCGUGAUUGGUGUUGGUGGAUUGCUGAUGGCCGUCAGUGCCAUGAUCCUGACCUUACCUCACUUUGUGUCCCAGCCCUACGAAUAUGACUCUGUUCUGCACAAUCGCCACGACAUUUGCAACCUGCAGCAGAAUUCGAGCGACACAGAGUCUUGUGGCCUUGAUGAGACCAGGCGCCUGGCCGACACCAACAACCUGUGGCUGCUCAUGGCCAGCGCUCAGCUGCUCUUUGGCGUGGGCUCGGUGCCAAUCCAACCUUUUGGGAUUUCCUACAUAGAUGAUUUUGCAGGACCUGGCAACUCCCCUGUUUACAUAGCCAUCCUGUUUGCUGUAUCUGUGUUCGGGCCUGCCAUUGGCUACCUGCUGGGCUCAGUCGUUCUGCGGAUCUUUGUGGAUGUGGACAAAAUUGGUUUAGGGGCCGAACUGGAGCUGAGACACGGUGAUCCUCGCUGGGUCGGGGCGUGGUGGAUGGGCCUGCUCAUCACCGCUGGCUGCCUAUUUCUCACCUCCAUCCCCUACUUCUUCUUCCCUCGUAGAAUGCCCUCAGAAAACAGUGUGGCUGGAAGUGAAAGCGAAAUGAACGGUGACUUGAAGAAGCCAGAUAUCUCUUUACUUGAUUUCCUGAAAAUGUUUCCCAGAAUGUUCGUCCACCUCCUGUUGAGCCCUCUCUUCCUGAUGCUGGUGCUGGCCCAGUGCUGCUUCUCCUCGGUGAUCGCGGGCCUCUCUACGUUCCUGAACAAGUUUCUGGAGCGGCAGUACAGCACCUCGGCCGCCUACAGCAGCCUGCUGGUCGGUGCUGUGAAUCUGCCAGCGGUAGCGGUGGGGAUGCUGGUUGGAGGGUUGAUCAUGAAGAGGGCGGGUCUUUCUCUGAAGACUAUCCCACGAUUCUCUGUGGUCAUGCUUGUCAUAUCCACCCUCCUCUGUAUCCCCCUCUUCUUCAUGGGCUGUCCCACCCAGAAGGUCUCCGAGAUCAAUCAUUAUCAGAUCGAACAGUACGGAUCUUUAUCCAUGUGUUACUCCAACUGCUCCUGUCCUGCCAGUGCCUUCAACCCCGUGUGUGGCUCUGAUGGUAUCGAGUACAUCUCUCCUUGUCAUGCAGGCUGCACCAACUUCACCAAAGACCCCAACAGCACCCACAGGGUGCAGCUGUAUACAAACUGCAGGUGUAUAUCUGGGAGCCAGAAUCAGGCCCGUCCAUCUCCCUGCCCCAACAGCUGCCCUCAUCUGCUGCUCCCCGUCAUCCUUGUCAUCUCUCUGGCGUCGCUGAUCGCCUGCCUCACUCAUAACCCCAUGUACAUGAUGGUGCUCAGAUGUGUUCCCUCUGAGGAGAAGUCAUUUGCUAUAGGAAUCCAGUUUUUACUCAUGAGAGUAUUAGCUUGGCUUCCUGCCCCCGCUCUCUUUGGGAUGGCCAUUGAUACGUCAUGUAUCUGGUGGAAGCGUGUGUGCGGAAAGAAGUUUAGCUGUGGUUACUAUGACAACAACAUCUUGAGGAACCGAUACUUGGGACUACAGGUGGGUUAUAAGGUCAUGGGCAUCUUGCUUCUGAUGAUGCUGGGGUGGAAGGUGCAUCGGACCCAGGAGUACAGUCUGGAGAAGAGGCCCGAGGGACUACUGUGAGCCCGCUGAGCGUCCGUGUUGAUUGAAGCCUCUCGGCUUUCUUUGCCGCUGACUGGAGCUGUGUCAGUGGGAGAAAAGCCACAAGCCAAGACAGGCCUACACUGACCUCAACUUCUGUAGGCCCACUUCUCUACGUGGUGCUUCACUGUUGAGAAAGAGUUCGGAUGCUUUAAACCUUUACGAUUACAAUUUGCUCCGCCAAUAUGACCUACUCAUUACAAGUUAAGAGAGGACAGCUGAAACACCUCUCUCGUAUGGUACCUCACAACAUUUCACAUGGAUUUGGGACGGCACAACAGUCUGACCAACGAUGACACAGCAGAUUAUCCUCGUUUAUUACUUGUUCUAUGAGGUAGGCAUCUAUUCCGGUUCCUAUUUGCAAUGGGAACAUACUAAUUAACUGUAUAGCUUAAUAUUUAAGUUUAUUUUUUAUAGAUGUUUGUCUCGUACACAGAGACAUCUGUGAUAACGUCAAUAUUCAUUUCGUAUAACGUCACGUAUAGGACUUAUUAAUUUUAAUGCAUUGCUAAUGACAUUUCAGAUAUAAGGUGAGAUAAGUAGAUGUAUUGUUACUCGUAAAUUGAAUUAACUAUGCACAUUAUGCUAUCUACUGGUGUAGUCAUACGGUUGUUAUUACAGUGCAUAGAUGUGUAAGUAUUACUGGCUGAUAAAAAAAUAAACAGAACAAUUAAUCAUUUCA
This is a messenger RNA of Scophthalmus maximus (turbot), 3125 nucleotides long. RefSeq names its product solute carrier organic anion transporter family, member 2A1 (gene slco2a1). Bases 548 to 2425 code for a protein of 625 amino acids. Gene Ontology annotation, biological process: sodium-independent organic anion transport; transmembrane transport; prostaglandin transport. The record is from RefSeq and is a predicted model, not a curated record. Gene Ontology annotation, cellular component: membrane. The transcript is spliced from 14 exons. Gene Ontology annotation, molecular function: prostaglandin transmembrane transporter activity; protein binding. NCBI's taxonomy places the organism in Eukaryota, Metazoa, Chordata, Actinopteri, Pleuronectiformes, Scophthalmidae.